UCCACUGGCGAUGUGUGUUGGGCGCACAGAACACCCAGUCCCAUCAAAACCUCCCAGAAACGCAGAUUUUAAUGCAACUUGUUGACGACUGCGUGAUCUCCUGCGGAGCGGAGCUGAUCGCUUCAGCACCGGGAAGCCCCCAUGUCAUCCCCGGCGGGGGCUUAAUUGUUGCUGAAGAAAACUCACAAUGAGCUGCAUCAGAUGGAGCUCCGCCGGCAACACGCUUUCUACACCUUCUACACAUUCUGGCGCUUGAACUCUGGAAAAAGACAUUUUUUGAAGCUGAACGUCAUCAUUUUGAGUCGCUUCAAGUUUUUCUGGAAACCUGAAACAACUUGUUUUACUGUGUUUGUAUAUCUGCAGACCGACACGCUCUACCUUUCAGAUGAGAUGUGAAGCAAUCUCAGCAGCAACAUCUACUGAAGCUGAAGCCGCCCGCUGCUUCCCUGUGUAACCAGGCUGUAUGCUUGUUUGUACUGGACGUGUGUAAAUGAGGGACAGCGCUGCUGGGAUUCUCGGAUCGCUUUUGUACUCCGCAUCUCUUAAAGAAGAGUGGAGAGAAAUUCGUCAAAUGAGGAAAAAACAUGGUUGAACAUGCUGCAGAGGAUGCUUCAUGACAAAACUUUUGCUAUGUUGUAUGGACGCUACAACUGGCAUUUCUUACACCGGGAACCUGAAAAAGAACAGAGCGAACCUUGUAUAUCUGUUGUCACAUCUUCCUACACGCUGCUCCCCGCUUAGCUUCACUGAAAAGGAGGAGCCCAUUAAAGUAUUUAAUAGAAAGUUUAGUCAGAAGGUGCUGUUGCUAGCUGGCUGCUGGUUGGAGAUGAGAUAAGAGCACUGGGAAGAGAGAAAAAGAGUGCCUGUCUGAAUACCAAUUAGGAUUCGUCUCUCUUGCAGCUACACCAGUAAGAGAAAUCAAUAUUAGAGAGGCGAAAUGGACAAAUUAGCCGGCUUCAAUUACAGGAACAUUAGCUGUGGAUGGAAUUGGAUGUUUGCUGAAGGUUGAUAUGAAAUUAAGGUGUAAAUAUGAAACACGCUUCUGCAUUUGCUACUGACAAAACCAACAGUGCUACGCCACUGUACAGCCUGUUCAGUGCCAUGCCUGAACUGACGUGGUGAGGCUGGUUUAAACCCGGGAGAAAGGUUUAAAAGGAGCAGAGGCGACAUGGAGCUUGAUAAUAGUUCUCUGGACUACUUUACCAGCAACUACACAGAGACACCCUACACUACACCUCCACCCUGGAGCGAGGCCACGCUACUCGGCUUCCAGAUCUCCCUGUCUGCACUACUAGCUGUCGUCACCCUGGCUACCGUGCUCUCAAACGCCUUCGUCAUCGCCACCAUCUUUCUAACCAGGAAGCUCCACACACCGGCCAACUUCCUGAUCGGCUCCCUCGCCGUCACCGACCUGCUGGUGUCUAUUUUAGUCAUGCCGAUCAGCAUCGUCUACACUGUCAGCAAGACCUGGUCGCUGGGGCAGAUUGUUUGUGACAUCUGGCUGUCGUCUGACAUCACCUUCUGCACGGCCUCUAUCUUGCACCUGUGUGUGAUCGCAUUGGACCGCUACUGGGCCAUCACAGAUGCGCUGGGGUACACAAAACGCCGCACCAUGCGCCGGGCGGCGAUCAUGGUUGGGGUGGUGUGGGUGAUCUCCAUAUCGAUUUCCAUGCCUCCACUUUUCUGGCGGCAGGCCAAAGCCCACGAGGAGCUGACAGAGUGCAUGGUGAAUACAGAUCAGAUCUCCUACACCCUAUACUCCACCUUUGGCGCCUUCUACGUCCCCACAGUGCUUCUCAUCAUCCUCUACGGACGGAUCUAUGUUGCCGCCCGCUCCCGCAUCUUUAAGACGCCAUCGUGCUCGGGGAAACGUUUCACCACAGCGCAGCUCAUUCAGACAUCUGCGGCCUCCUCUCUCUGUUCUCUUAAUUCUGCCUCCAACCAGGAAGCACACCUACACUCUCUCAAUGCGGGAGGUGGGGGAGGAGGAGGGGCAGGAUCGCCUCUGUUCAUGAAUAGUGUGAAAGUGAAGCUGGCAGACAGCGUGUUGGAGAGGAAACGUCUGUGUGCGGCUCGGGAGAGGAAAGCGACCAAGACACUGGGCAUCAUCCUGGGCGCUUUCAUCGUCUGUUGGCUCCCGUUCUUUGUGGGCACGCUCGUCAUGGCCAUAUGUAAAGAGUGCUGGUUUGAUCCUGUGCUUUUUGAUAUAUUUACCUGGCUGGGAUACCUGAACUCCCUCAUCAAUCCUGUUAUCUACACCGUAUUCAACGAUGAGUUCAAACUGGCUUUCCAAAAACUCAUCAAAUUCAGACGGUUCAUCUGAAAAAAAAACUUAUUAAAACUCUCUUGGAAAACAGCAAGCGAAAAAGAGCAAACUACAUGCGGACUAGAUGAUAAUGAUAACGGAAGUACUGACACUUAAAUGUCCCAUCUUGUGAACACAUGCUAAUUGUGAUCUAUUUUUGUUUUUAUAUCAAACAGCUCUGUGCCAUAGCUCUUUAGAUAGCAUAUCCUUAGAUUUAUGCAUGCAUGCUAAAAAAGAGAAAAUCUUGAGCCCGAAGAAUUGUGUAACUCAUCUUAAAAAUACAUAGAAAGAAGAUUUGAGGUCUAUUUCAUGUCACAGGGACACAAAAGCAGAUGUAACAGUAUGGAAAGAGCAAACUAAGAGAGACUGGAUUUAAUCCAGCGCAAAUGAAAAGCCAUGAAAUACAUGUCGUCUUAAUCUUUGUGUCAUUCUGUAUGCUGCUGCUUCCAUAUAAUGUGUCUGUGGUACAGCAAAAUACUUAGAAAGACUGCAAAACUAUUGAGAUUCAGUAUGUGUCGCAAUAUAUGCAAUUAUAUUUGAAAGUGGUGUGCUAUACGUUUGUAUUUGUGUGUGUGUGUGUGUGUGUAUGUGUAAAGUACAGUUACUUUACCGUAAUAUAUGCGUGUUUGAGGAAGGCAGGAUUGUCAAGUGUUUGACAUUCAUACAUGCUCUUCUCUAGCGAGGCUCGUUUCGUCGUUGCAGAGACAGAAAUGGAAACGGCAUAUUCACUCUGCCUCUGAAUUUUAAGUAACAGCCAACACCAUAGCAACAAAUACACCCUUUCAAAAACGUUAUGAAAUGAUACGCUCGAGCGAAAGGGACAAGGUAGGAGAGAAUGAUAAGAGUCACGGCUA
Molecule: messenger RNA, 3159 nt
Organism: Anarrhichthys ocellatus (wolf-eel)
Lineage: Eukaryota; Metazoa; Chordata; Actinopteri; Perciformes; Anarhichadidae
Gene: htr1d
Product: 5-hydroxytryptamine (serotonin) receptor 1D, G protein-coupled
Exons: 2
Coding region: 1169-2323 (384 amino acids)
Biological process (GO): adenylate cyclase-activating adrenergic receptor signaling pathway; regulation of locomotion; chemical synaptic transmission
Cellular component (GO): plasma membrane
Molecular function (GO): G protein-coupled serotonin receptor activity
Source: RefSeq, a predicted model, not a curated record